Messenger RNA from Camellia sinensis, 1761 nucleotides. NCBI's taxonomy places the organism in Eukaryota, Viridiplantae, Streptophyta, Magnoliopsida, Ericales, Theaceae. The record is from RefSeq and is a predicted model, not a curated record.
GUGUAACCGGUUACCAAACAGAGCAAAAGAUCAGAGUAGUCCAACAGUCGGAAGUCAGUUGGUCUCCCUCUCUGGCUCGUGCUGUUGCUCUUCUCUUCUCCUCCCUCCCCUCUUCCACCAUAGCCGAAGCUUCAGCCAUUGCCGAAGACCACCAGCCCCGUCGGCGUCGGGGCCACCAUUCUCUCGGUGUAGACAUCUUUCUUCCUAACCUCUCACUGUCUUGACGUCAAGAACCAGAGUUUCUUCCAUUCUAAUCGAAUAUUUCCAAGAGAUAUUUUCUAUAGCUCAGAUAGCCGGCCCAAGCUGAUUGCUGGAUCACCUGAUGGGUAUUCGGGGCUUGUGGAUGGAAAGCCAAGAGAAGCUAGGAUGAAUCACCCAAAAGGGAUUACUGUAGAUCACAGAGGAAAUAUCUACAUUGCUGACACUCUGAAUAUGGCCAUCAGGAAGAUCAGUGAUGCAGGUAGAGUAGAGUUUUUGCUUAAAAACAGAUGUACCAUACAUUUAGUUAUGAACUUAUAUGAUUUUAUGUCAUAACCAAUACCAUAUUAAUCAUAACCACUAUCAUAUUGACUCAUAACUUAGUUAUAUUCAGUUAUUUAUUUAUACCAUACUAUCUCAUAAUCAAGUCAUAACUAAAUUACUUAAAUAAUUUAACUCUCAAAUAGGCGACCGGUGUAGCCGGUUAGAAGGGGAAACAAAAUUGAAUCAGUCAUGUUUGGCCCUCUUGUUGGCUCUUCUCCUCCCUCUUCUCUUCCCUCUUCUCUUCCGCCAUAGCCGAAGCUUCCAAGGAUCACCAGCCUCGUCGGCGAUCCGAGCUUCAGCCAUGUCGACAUCUUCUUCACAAGCUCUCACUCUCUGGACGUCUCCACCAUGGGUUUAUGACCAAAGACCUAGUCAUCGUCUUUUCCCUUCCCUUCCAGUCGAAUCGAAUUUUUCCGAGAACUCUUUUCCGUAGUUCAGUCCUUGGGAGUUGAGGCUUAUACAUCAUGGCAAGGAUUAAACCUCAAGCUCUGCUACAACAAAGCAAGAAGAAGGGUCCAAGUCGUAUCGGUGCCACUACAGUUAUUUUAUACAGCUUAAUUAUAGUUGUGAUGGUGUUUUUCCUGUUUGCUAGUUAUAGACAUUGGAUUCAGAGGUCAAUAAUUCAAACAGAGCAUCGGUUAUCAGUUAUUGAGCGUGACGAUGCUUUUGCAGAUGGAAAGAAAUCUGAUGUCCCCGGAUAUGUUAUUUUAAAUACCUCAAAAGGGUCAAUAACAAUCGAGUUAUACAAAGAAGGCUCUCCUGAGGUGGUUGAUGCAUUUAUUGACUUAUGUCAGAGGGGGCACUUCAAGGGGAUGCCUUUUCACCAUGUAAUAAAGAACUUUGUGAUUCAAGGAGGUAAUUCUGAUAUACCUGGAGCUACAGAUGAUUGGACUUUGAAAGUAAAGCAUAACAACCAACUUGAAACAAGCAUGAAGCAUGAGGCGUUUAUGCUUGGUACUACAAAGGCUAAACAUGACAGAGAGGGAUUCGAGCUUUUUAUUACAGCUGCACCAAUCCCUGAUCUAAAUGAGAAGCUGAUUGUGUUUGGGCGGGUCAUUAAGAGAGAGGAUGUUGUUCAGGAAAUUGAAGAGGUGGAUACGGAUGAACAUUAUCGACCUAAAUCUCCAAUAGGAAUCAUCAAUGUGACUCUGAAAGAGAAGGUUUGAAGGAGGUUUUAUCAGUUUAAAGCUUCUUUCAAUGGCAUGGUUUCCCCAUCUUAGAUGCCAACGUGCUAAUAAU